AUGGCGAGCUUGGUUCCCAAUGUCUGGGCUGCCAUCGUCGUUCCCGUGCCGGCGUCCACGGUGGCCCUCGCCCUGCGGCUCAAGGCGAGGCGGAUGACGAGGAUGGGCAUGGGGCGUGAUGACUGUUUCGCCGUCGCGGCCUGGAUCCUGGCCGUCGGCUACACGAUUGACCUCGUUGUGUGGGCAUCGUGCUUCAAGCUCGGCCAGCCCAUCGGAUCCUACAGCGAGCAGGCCAUCGCGUACAUCACGGAAAAGUCGACGCUGAUCCUGUGGACGAGCGAGUUCCUGUACUCCUGGUCCAUCGUCUGCGCCAAGCUCGCCGUCCUCUGCUUCUACCGCCGCGUCUUCCGAUUCUCCUCGAUCCGGAUUCCCAUCGUCAUGCUCAUGACCGCAUGCUGCAUCUGGAUCGCGAUACGCACCUUCUUCACCAUAUUCCACUGUGUGCCGACGCAGGCCUUCUGGGACAAGACCAUCCCGAGCCCCAAAUGCAUCACCAACGUCCGGGCCUUUUAUCUCGGCACCGAUGCCACCCACUCCUCCAUGGACUUCAUCAUCCUGGCUCUGCCCAUCUACGAAGUCGUGCGGAUGAAGCUCCCGACCGCCCAAAAGAUUGCCGUCACCGGCCUCUUCGCCGCCGGAUCCCUCGUCGGCAUUGCCUCCGUCUUCCAAAUCGUCGAGUCUCAGCGCUACGAUCCCCACGAGCUGCCGUAUGACCUGGCGCUGUGCAUGGUCUGGGGCGGCGUCGAGCUCCAUCUGGCCGUCUUCAUAGGUAUUUCAAACGCAAAACGAACGUCGCUCCCGUCCCGCUCACCAGUCCAUGCAGGCUCCCUCAUCCUUCUGCGGCCAAUAUUUAUCAAGUUCAUCCCCGGUCUGGCCUCCCAGGCCAGCAAGGCCGCCAGCCGCCCGACCCGCUCGAGCAAUGCCCUCCAGGCCGGCGAGGGUCUCAGACGGCCCAGCAACCCGUCCGGAGACGCCGAUCCCGAGGCCGUAGGUCCAACCGUCAGCGCCGGGACGCGGGCCAGCUCGCUAGCCCUCAAGGGGCACACUUCCGGCUUGACGCCCAUCUGUGUUCAUCACGAGGAGUACGAGGUGGAAAGCUUGCCAGACGCUCAAGACAAUGAUUCAAGGUGCUCGGCGAGUACCGAUUCGGUGACGUGA
Metarhizium album ARSEF 1941 is the source of this 1158-nucleotide messenger RNA. RefSeq lists its product as uncharacterized. The record is from RefSeq and is a predicted model, not a curated record. Bases 1 to 1158 code for a protein of 385 amino acids. Lineage: Eukaryota; Fungi; Ascomycota; Sordariomycetes; Hypocreales; Clavicipitaceae. The transcript has 4 exons.